Messenger RNA from Anguilla anguilla (European eel), 4959 nucleotides. It is a transcript of the gene ralaa, whose product is annotated as v-ral simian leukemia viral oncogene homolog Aa (ras related). Gene Ontology annotation, biological process: Ras protein signal transduction; regulation of exocytosis. Gene Ontology annotation, cellular component: plasma membrane. Gene Ontology annotation, molecular function: GTPase activity; GDP binding; GTP binding. The record is from RefSeq and is a predicted model, not a curated record. The coding region runs from base 380 to 1000 and encodes 206 amino acids. Lineage: Eukaryota; Metazoa; Chordata; Actinopteri; Anguilliformes; Anguillidae. The transcript is spliced from 5 exons.
GCCGUCCACACCCUUUCGCCAUAUUUCCAUCUCGACUGUUGCUAGCAAUACAAAAGGGAUAGGAAUUAAUAUAGUGUAAGGAAGGGGCAGCAUCAGGAGCGUUGCCGCCGCAGUAGUUGUGGGUGGGGGCGGGAAAAAACACUGUGACGAGGAUAAUAUUGCUUUCUAACUAAGAAGAGAAUACGGUGAAAAUAGGGACAUAAUUACAUCACUUUAUUCACUUUCAGUACUGACGAGGGCAGCUGAGAACGACCACAUUCUGCCUCCUCAAUCUGAAGGGAUACUGCAAGACCUUCUCUUUCUCCCUCUCUUUCCCUCUCUGUCUUUCUCUUUCUCUCUCUUUCCCUCCCUCCCUGUCUUACUGCGUGUGUGAGUGGGCAUGGCAGCCAGCAAGCCCAAGGGCCAGAACUCUCUGGCCCUGCACAAGGUGAUCAUGGUGGGGAGUGGGGGAGUGGGCAAGUCUGCCCUCACCCUGCAGUUCAUGUAUGAUGAGUUUGUAGAGGACUACGAACCCACGAAAGCAGACAGCUACAGGAAGAAGGUGGUAUUGGACGGGGAGGAGGUCCAAAUCGACAUUCUGGACACGGCCGGGCAGGAGGACUACGCCGCCAUCCGGGACAACUACUUCCGCAGCGGGGAGGGCUUCCUCUGCGUCUUCUCCAUCACUGAGCUGGAGUCCUUCGCCGCCACCGCCGACUUCAGGGAGCAGAUACUGCGAGUGAAGGAGGACGAGAACGUGCCCUUCCUCCUGGUGGGGAACAAGUCGGACCUGGAGGACCGCCGGCAGGUGGGGCUGGAGGAGGCCAAGGCCCGCGCCGAGCAGUGGGGCGUCAGCUACGUGGAAACCUCCGCCAAAACCCGCGCCAACGUUGACAAGGUAUUCUUUGACUUGAUGAGAGAAAUACGGGCAAGAAAGAUGGAGGACAGCAAAGAAAAGAAUGGAAAAAAGAAGAGGAAAAGUCUGGCCAAGAGAAUUCGGGAGAGAUGCUGCAUUUUAUAAUAGCUGGGGACCCCCUGCUUACAAAGUUAUGGCAGAAUCCUCUAGCCUCUGUGUUCUAACCAUACUUCUGAUUUAGUGUUCCGUGUCUGGUCUCCCUUUUCCCCUCAGCGAGCAGGCAAGGCGUGAGAGAUACUGAGACCUCUUUCUUUGGGGAUCGGGGUUCAGGGUAAGUUCAAGCGUGGGAAGUGUGCACUUCUUUAAAUGAGAAAAUACAGGAUAUAGUUUUUUAAAAAUUCAAGCUUGGAAUGAGCAAGCAUAAAUUUGGAGGCCAACACAAGUUGUAGUUCAAAUCAAGCAUUUUGACAUUUCCUCAUAAAAUAUUAGGGGCAGGCGUAAAAUAAGCACAGCGCUAAGCAUGACCGAUUCCUCUCGAAAAUCUUAAUUAUGGAAUUAGGUUGUUUGUGGUAUAUGCAUUUAGAUAACUACUCGGCUAUGGGCUUUUUUUGCCGGGCAAGUCUUUUGUAGCGAAAGUGAUGUUUUUGCUCAGCUGUUAGCUAGAUUUAACUUCACAUCAUCUCGUAAGUGUCUCACAGGGAGCAAGGGAGAAGUAGGAAGACUGAACAAAAUGGGCAGACUCAGUGAACAACAAGACAGGCAGACCCAGUAAAGAACAAGUCAGAAUGCAGUUUUUUGUGAUGUUUUUUAUUUGUAAGGUAGAGGCAAGUAAAUUUGUUUUCUGCAUCUGUUUGUAUUAGUGAUUUCUGCUGUGUGGUUGUAAUUAAGGAUGAGGUUAUAAUUGCAGCACUUGCAGCACAAGAAAUCACUGCACUAGCGCCGGUGUAAGAAACGCCAUUCUAAUUCGGCAGCACCUUAACAAAUUUAUGAAGAAUUUCCUUGUGCUGUUCUUCAGGAGGGUUAACAUCAAAGGGCGCUGGUGCAGCUGUAAUACUUAAAAGGAAUCCUCUUUAUUUACAUGGUUGUUUUUCUUUUUCGUGCAUUGCUUGAUCUGUAAUUAUUUAAUCGACUAACAGCCCUAAUCCUAAUGCCUUGAUGUUGAUUGUGAAUGUCUAAUCUGACAAUCCCUUUCCCCUCAUCACACUACUGCGCUUGGCAGUCAAAAUAUGCAAUGUAAUGAGUUUUAAAGAGGGACAGGGAGAGACAUUGCCAAUGUAUAAUACAAAUAAUUCUGUUAACAUUUCACUUUUGUACACUUAAAUAGUAAAUAGUAAGGUGCACAGAAAUGUGAAUUGAGCUCCAAAAGAAAUGCAUCUGCAUAAUUCCACUCUUAAAGAUAUUUUACUAUGCCUUACUUUAUAACUAAUGUGAAGGCACAUCACCGCUGUGAAGUACUAUCCUAGAAUAAGUGCUGUGUGAAAAAAUAUAUAGCACCUGGGCACCGAUAUUAAGCUCCCAAAAAGCGAUUUUUAUGAAGUGAGCAUACGACAUCACUACAUUUCAAUCGUAGUGUAGUGUUUAGUAGUUGACUACUCUUUCAUUUCUAAACUUUAGUGUGCCUGAAAUAAAACUGUGAUUGUGCAGUGCUAUUCUUCUGAAUGUGCUGCAUGACCAUGUGUUUUGCAGUAUACAAUUAAGGCCGAUUUACUACGACUUUUAGCGUGUGCAAAACCUCUUAGCGCACGCAAAACCAAUAACACAACCAAUGACUGGUGCAAAGCCAACACCAUGGCCAAUUACUGGUCAUGGUAUUGGUUUUGCUUGUGCUAAAAGGUUUUGCGCAUGCUAGGGGUCUUAGUAAAUCAGGUGUUUCUGAAGCCUGAAAAUUUUGAAUGUGUGUAUGUGUGUGUGCUCGCACACGUAUGUGCGGGUGCGUGCUUGUGUUGGCGAUUUAAAUUCCAACGUGUGCCAUUAGAUCUGGCCUCAUCUGGCCAAUACCUCACCUGCUCCAAUACUGUCUUCAUCCUGUGUAGAAGAGGCUGUUCCCAAAAGCACACUCUUCAAUACUCCUUUAAUAAUACCUUUAAUACUAAACAUUUACCAAAAGGAACCUUUUGUGAAUAGCAAAGGACCUUGGAGUCUGUAAGCAUUUAUUGUUUUCCCUGAUACAUUUCCCUGAAAAAAUGAUAUGGUUUGUUUUGUUUUAACACAAUUUUGUGUCUCUGGUCAUACAAUUGGUUUGAGCCUUUUUCUAUCUUGUUGAAAGGAUAUUUGUUGAAUGUGUACUUUAUACAUUAUAAAGUGAAUUCCUUUUCAGUCACUAAUGUUAAUCAUCUUGUAAUGUUACAUGGUACGCUAUGAAACAGAUUACAGCCCUAGCCAACUAAAAACUAAUUUAAAGAGGUAAGAGGUAACUAUUACUACAAAGUGAGUCUAAAUUGUCCUUCACUUUUGACUGAAUUGAUUAAAUAGCACACAAAUCAUCUGUUACACCUUAAAAAAUACCCAUGGCCAUUGUUUAGGAAGUGCAUUCAUUCAGCUUUCUAUUACAAAAUGAUCUUUCCAUUAACUCACUGAGAAAGGCAUUAUUGCAUUCAGAAAAAAGGAUCUUUUAACAUAAAGCACUUUAAACAUCAAUUCUCUAAUCUCAAUCCUACAAAAGCACAUUUUGCAGCACCACCCUCAGACUGACACAUUAUUUUACCUUCUUGUGCUUAACAGGAAUUCAAGUUGAGCAAAUCAUUUCAAUAACACUUUUUAUAGAUUCAAGCCAAGUCUUGAACUUUUUGGUAAAAACCACUCCCCUCACAAAAAUAUCUUGGCCCUAAUGUGCACAUUUUGCUGUUGCUUUAAGAGAUGAUCUGUGCUCAUUUUGAAUGAAAAGGACACAUACAAUGCAAAAGGAUAAACAGUGGAAAACUUAUUAAUUACAUAAAAGGGCUAAUUGUUCCAUUCCCCUUAAUUUGUUUAUGUUGAUGUAUGUUUCUGUCACCUGAUGAGUAGUGUCUCCUCUCCACAGCUGAACUACGUCAAUCUGACAAUAGCUGUCGUAGGUUGGUGGUGGCAGAGCUUUCCAACACCCAACAGUACUUGAACAAUCUGAGACAUAUUUGUACCGAAGAAAUACACGUUGUACUGUAGGGCCCAGCACACCGAACCAAAGGUCAUCCUGGUAUCAAUGCACAGAAGUCUACUUCUGAAGGUUGAAUGUGAUGAUGGGGUAUGUAGCAGAUUUGCUGAACUAUGAAUAGUGUAGUUUCCUUGCUGUUGUACUAUACCAUUAUUCCGUGGUGCUGCAUUUGCUUUCACUCACCUACAACCAAGCUGUGGGUGAGAAGCUUCACCUUGUAAAGUUUUAUCUUCAGAGUUGCAGAUACAAUGGUGUAUGCGGACUCAUUUUUGUUCCUCAUUGCAACUCAACAUUUUUCAUUUAUUAAAAAAGUUUGAGGUGUCAUGAAACUUAAAUUUCAAUUCAAUUCAAUUUUUCAUCAAUACAAGCUUUUUAACGAUAAUCUUUCCACCAUUUAAAAUUUUUUAUUGUUUUUUUUUUUUUUUGGUUGGACUCAUUUUGAACCGUUUUUUUGUCAGUUGUCCAUUGUGACAGCUUGGUUAAUGGACGCUGGCUCAGUUCUCCAUUCUACCAUGCUGCUUGUCUGUAGGAGGGGUGUUUAAACCGAAAUGGAGAAAUAUCUAAACAAACUCCAAAAGAUUUUGAAUAUUCAUGUGUCUGUGGCUGAAUGAACAUUAUUUGUAUUUUUUCAUAUUCAAUGUUGUAAACAUCAUUGAAUUUCAGUUUACAGCUUGUGUCCCCUCUGAAAUGGUUCUUCUCUCACUUUCUCUCUCUCUCAAAUGCUGGUUUAUAUUUUUGUGUAGCCUUAUAUUUUUCUUUUUUUCCUAACAAGCCCAGUGCAACCAAGAAUCCUCAGUGAAACCACUAAUAUUGUGACUUGCUGUUGUGAGGUGGGUACAAAGGUGCAAUGACGCUGCAAUGAUGUCAACAUUGCCUGGUUUGAGCCGAUGUCCCUUCUACCCACACCUUUUAACUGCUGUAUGUUCAGCCAUUUGAGAGAAGGAUAAAGAAAACUUAAAAUUAAAAUAAAGGAAUACCGUUUUAUAAAAUCUUC